AUGCCUAUAGGCAGAAAUCCCCGCUUUGGCGCACUUAGCAAACGACGGCUUCAGUCAGAUUCGUAUCUUGACUGCGCAAAAUCCAUCGGAGCCCUCAACGAUGAGACAUUUAAUGUUUGGUCACAUUUUAUUGGUGCACUCUUAUUUUCCGCCAGCGCGGUUCGUUUUACUCUCAGCUGUCCCAAUCCACUUCCCGGAGAUGCGAGAAUAAUUCUCCGCUAUCUUGUGGCAGCUACUUCGUGCUUUUCGUUCUCCACACUCUAUCACUUGUUCGCCAAUCACGCCCAAGCAAGCUUGUGGCAACGAAUCGACCACCUCGGAAUCGUCACCGUUAUUUGGGCCUCCUCUAUGUCGCUCAUAAUAUUUUCCUUCCGAUGCGAGUACGGGACACAACGAGCCUACGUAGCAAUAGUAACGGUGCUCGCUGUAUUAUCCCUAUUUCGCAUUUGGCGGAGCCAUCCAGCAGACCGAUGGGGUCGGAUUGCCACGCAUAUCGCAUUCGGAGGUUCCGCAACACUGCCCGCAGUUCACCUAUUGUAUCGGGAAACGUCAGAGAUAGAGUCUAGUCUCUUAAGAGCCUUUUAG
This is a messenger RNA of Trematosphaeria pertusa, 585 nucleotides long. RefSeq lists its product as uncharacterized. Gene Ontology annotation, molecular function: signaling receptor activity. Gene Ontology annotation, cellular component: membrane. The transcript has a single exon. The coding region runs from base 1 to 585 and encodes 194 amino acids. Lineage: Eukaryota; Fungi; Ascomycota; Dothideomycetes; Pleosporales; Trematosphaeriaceae. The record is from RefSeq and is a predicted model, not a curated record.